AUGUCGCUAGGACAGCUUCUGGAGAAGAGCCACGACAAGUGUGCCUUCCGUAACACGGGCUGUGUGGUGCGCGUCUCUGUGUUGUGGUGGACAAUCAGUGUGACGCCUAUGGAGAUGUGCAACGGCCACUUCAGGGAGCAGUGCCACUGCAGCCCUUACGUGACCUCUUCGGGCGGCGGACGAGCUGUUGUAACCGUUCGCGCAGUGUCCGCCUAUGUGACAGCGAAACAGCGAUGGUUCGACGGGACGCAGAUGUUGGUGGCGUAUUUGGCGCCCAUUUACCUCGCACCCCUGCUCCUACCAGGAACCACGGAAGGUCGCUGCGCCUACUGCAUGCUGAUCGUGUUCGAGUUCUGGGUGCUGAACGUGAUCCCGGCGCCCAUGGCGUCGUCGGUGCCCUUGGUGCUGCUGCCGCUGCUGGGCGUCAUGGACCCGAACCUCGCGGCCGGACAUUACAUGAAUGAGACGAUGCUGUUCAUCGUGGGCGUGGUCCUGCUUGCGCUGGCCAUGGAAGGGACCAACAUGUACAGCCGCGUGGCGCUCGCAAUUCUUGGCGCGGGCGGCGCCGGCGUCAAGGCCGUGUUCACGGCGCUCAUGGCGCUCGCCUUCUGCGGCACGCUGCUCUUCGAGAACGUCCUGUCGACGCUCAUCGUGAUGCCCGUCGUCGAGUGCACCAUCGUCGAGAUCGAGAACGACGCCCUGACGAGUGCUCGGCGACGGCGCAUGCUGCGCAGGGCCUCGAUACUGGCGCGCCUCGCGAACCAGCCCGAGGUGGAGCCGUCCAACCAUCGGUUGCCGGCACUCAUGGGCUCGGCACCGCAGCUCGUCGGUGCCGAAGGGCUUCCCCAGACGUCUCGUCGCAGCAGUCGCAGCAGCCGCGACAUCUUACGGACGCCCGAUUCGGGACAGUCGUCCACCUACGGCAAGGGAGCAUUAGGUAGUCGCAAAAGGAGCAGCGUGAUCACAGUCGACUUCGCUGCCAAGCUUGAACAGGAGUCGCAGUGA
Messenger RNA from Rhipicephalus sanguineus (brown dog tick), 1005 nucleotides. RefSeq names its product sodium-dependent dicarboxylate transporter SdcS. Gene Ontology annotation, molecular function: succinate transmembrane transporter activity; citrate transmembrane transporter activity. The record is from RefSeq and is a predicted model, not a curated record. Gene Ontology annotation, biological process: citrate transport; monoatomic anion transmembrane transport. The transcript has 6 exons. Bases 1 to 1005 code for a protein of 334 amino acids. Gene Ontology annotation, cellular component: membrane. Lineage: Eukaryota; Metazoa; Arthropoda; Arachnida; Ixodida; Ixodidae.